UGAUUAUAUAGUUAAGGUGUUGGUGGAAGUAACAUGAAGUUAAAGAAGUGCUUGUUUUCGAAUUUUUAACUGAAAGGGAUGGACACAAUUUUCUUCGUUUGUUUGAUAUUUAUUUCUUGGACAUUCUCAGAUGCCAAGUACUGUUACUACUCCUACUACUACUCCAACUACUACUGUUCCAACAACAACAACACGUACCUAGACAGUCGGAGUAUCGCCGGUAUAGUAGUAGGCAGUGUAGUGGCCAUCGUUGUUAUCGUAGCGCUCGUCAUUUACUGUAAAAAGAAGGAGAAGAGUCAUACUCGCGUGGUAGAAAUCCGGAGUAACGGCACCACACAGAUACACGCCAUGACUACUGUCCACCCCCCACCAGCACCACCAGGUCACUAUCCCGGAAUGGCACCACCCCCUGCAUACGGAGCCCGACCGGCCUAUCCCAGCACAAACAUGUACCCACCACCGGCUCGACCCCCGCUGAACCAGCAGUUUGGAAUACCGCCAGGGGGAGUUAACGGUCCGCCCCCGCCAGUAUUUCCCCCGACAGCUCCUGUUCAACGUCCAGAUAUGCCGCCUCCAUCAUGUUGAUAAAUGCUGUUUGUUAUGAAGUAUAAAUCGCUGGUCCCUGUUAUUCCUCUUCUCUACUGAUGCACUGAGUGAUUAGUUGGUUGUUUUUUGGGGAGUUUUUUUGGUGGUUUUUUUUUUUUUUUUUUUUUUUUUUUUUUUUUUUUUUUUUUUACAUCUGUCGUACUACCACGAAACGAUCUGUUGAUAAAUGGAAUAACGUUCUUUUGUGUAAAGAAUUCUUUUUCGGUUUGCUAAGUUCUCUUGUUGGACAAGAGAAAAGCAAAGUGGGACCCUCACACACACACACACA
Messenger RNA from Ostrea edulis (European flat oyster), 874 nucleotides. RefSeq lists its product as uncharacterized. The coding region runs from base 79 to 585 and encodes 168 amino acids. The record is from RefSeq and is a predicted model, not a curated record. The transcript is spliced from 4 exons. Lineage: Eukaryota; Metazoa; Mollusca; Bivalvia; Ostreida; Ostreidae.